AUGGGCAAGGCAAAACAAUUGACAGAGGCCAUCAAGGUGAAAAUCAUCACUUUUUUAGGCCACACCUCAAUGACCCAGCAAGAGAUUGCAAGAGAAUGUGGUGUAUCCCAGCAGGCAGUGAGUCUCAUUAUCAAGAAGCACCGAGAGACUGGUUCAACAGCAGUUGCACCAAGUUCUGGCCGACCAAGAAAAACAACAAUACGUGAUGAUAAAAUGAUUGCCCGUGAAAUCAAGAAGAAUCCUUUUAUUACAUCACUUGAGAUCAAGGCUGCACUGGCACCAAGACUUGACCACGUUGCUCCAAGAACCAUUCUUUCAAGGCUCUCAGCAGAGCUCAACAUGAGGGCUCGAAAACCAGGCAUGAAGCCGCUGAUUUCAAAAGCAGCUCGACUAAAGCGACUCUCAUGGUGCAGGCAAUAUCAAUCGUGGACUGCUAAUGAGUGGAAGCGCGAUAUUUUCAGUGAUGAGUCCACUUUCACACUCCUCACCAACACCCAUCAACAUGUCAGAUUGCCUCCAGGUGCAUCCCCACUUGAUCUACGGAAGAAGCAAGCACCUCAUGUAUUUGCUACACCAACACCAGUCCAUGCAACUCCAAGGGCAGAACUUAGGAAACGUCUUGCGCAAGCAAGGGAAACCAUAAAGACACUCAAGUUGGAAGCCUUUGAUACAAAGGAGUUUAUUUUUUAUGAGGAGUUAAUGGAAGAGAAUGAACAACUCCAUAAUCAGGUGGCAGAACUCAUGGUGCAAGUGAACUCCUUACAGGGAAAGAAGAACAUUCCCUCAAAGAAUACUUCCCUGGAUUCUGGUGUUAACAGUGGAAAGCCUGAGGAAUGGGAAUCAAUUCAGCAGGAGCUGACAGUACUUCAUGAUGUCCAAGUUGAGGAUAUUGAAGAUGAAGCAGAAGAGAGGAGUCAUUUGCUGAAGGAAGUCAAGGCAGAAUGUGAAUCUCAGAAACUUGCCAUGGAAGGAAUGCUCAUGCAGCUCUCCUCUGAGAGGGAAUUGAGGCACAAGUUGGAAGCGAAGAUCUCAUCUCUACAAGAGGAGCUAACACAAGCUCAAGAGAUGAUGAAGGAAGCACAGGCCAGUAAACCUCCUCUGCUCAUUUUGGAUGCCAGCUCUCAGACAUGGGGAUCAUGUCAAGGGGAAAAUGCUACAGCUAUGUAUACAUCUCAGAAAGUUGAUGUAUUUGUGUCACCUAUCAAGGUUGAUCAUCAGCAGUUCACUCAAGAGGUAGGAAAAUCAUCAGAAGAGAAUCAUCCAUGCAAGAGAACUGGAUUUGAUUCUGAGACUCAGACUGAAGAAGUUGAGGGUCUAGUGCAUAAAGCCCUCAAGACAUUUGAUGUGGCAAUAUCACCCAUCCAAGGCAGUGUCAGGAAUUGGUGUGAAUCCAAAGAGAUUCAAACUCUCAAUGCACUAGGUGUCUUUCAUAUUGAUGCCAUGACACAGACUAUGCAACAACAAAAUAGCAAGACAAUGGAUGAAGAGACUCAAACUGAAGAAAAUGAGGCAGUUGUGGAAAUACAGGCUCUUGAGAAAUUUGAAGAUCAUGAAGCAACAACAUCAAAGUCUCUGCAACAGAAAGACCUAAUUAACCAGGAAACUCAGGUGCCAGAAAAGGAAAUGGUUGAUUGUGAAUCACAAACUUUUGGAAAAUGUGAUAUGAAGUGUGAUUCAGGUACUGAUGCUGAUGGAUUCACUGAAGAGGCAAAGGCAGUCAGUCAUAAUUCCCAGGCUGCACAAAGAGUGGAUGUGGCAUUGUCACCCAUAAGGUUUAAUGAAGAUGUCACUGCUGAGGAUAAUCCAAUAUUUCCUAAUGAAAUUGAACAUACCAAAGUGUCAGUUGAAUCUGCAUCUUUUCUGUCUGCUGCUUCAUCAUCAUCUUUGGAUCUUGAUGAAACUCUUCAGGCAGAUCAAAAUUCUUUGAUAGAGACUAAAAAUGAUGCUAAUCAUGAACAAAUUGCACAUCAAAGCUUUGGAGAAGGUCUGGAGAACAGAGAUGAAAUGAAUUUGAGCCAAAUGCUUUUAAAAUCAGAGGAAUCACAGUUGUCAAUCACAAGCUUGUUCAGACGCUUGGCGAUCAGAAAUGAAUCAGAUGUGUCCUUCACCUUUGACUUAACCCAUGAUGGCCAACGUCUGAACGUUGAAAUAGAAACACUUUUGCAGGAAAUGGAAGAGCAGUCCAUUCUUCUUAAUGACAAGGAAGCUGAAGUGGAACGACUUAAGAAAAACAUUGAAAGUCAGGCACAGGAAGUGGCAUCUUUUAAGAUGAGUUUGCAAAAUGCAAAGGAAGAGGGUGCUUUACGUGAGAUGGAACUGGUGGAACUCAGGUCAAACCAAGAAGCUUUACUGAAGCAAAUGGCAGUGCUGAAGGAAGACCUGAAGCUAAUGCAGGACCUUCAAAAUGCAUAUGAUGAUCUCUGUAAGAAACAUUCAGUUUUGACACAAGGAAAUGGAAGGGAUGUUGAGGGAUCUGCAGAAAAAUGUAGGGUUGAAAUUCAUGCACUAGAGGACAAGUUAUUCCCAAAGGAUGACAUAGGAAACGUGGAAGUUAGUAUAGAAUGCUUUACUCUCAGCAGUCAGGAAGAAACUGGAUCAGAUUCCCAGGAAGAGAUGAUGGCCACCACCAAGAGCUUGGAAGAGAAGCUUGAGGAGAAGAGGAAGCAUGAUGCAACAGUGAUAGCUGCCAUGGAUGAUUUUCAAGAACUCCAAAUUAAAAACACAGAACUUUUGGAAGAACUUCAGCAGAAAACAGAUGUAAAGGAGUACAUGUCAGAGUUUGAGAAGGAAGAUGAACCAUUUGCAGCUGCAUCAGACCUAGAAAGUGGAAUGCAGAAUGUGGCAAAAGAAGACAUCCAUGAUGUCAAAGAAGUAGAAAGUGAUAUGGUUGUACACCUACACCAGGAAUGCACAGAAAAACUCAUAGCAAUGGAGGCUGCACUGAUGGAGUUGCAAACCUCAAAGGGAGAACUGCAGGACCAGCUGUUGAAAAAGGAAAUUGUAAUACAGGAACUGGAGAAUGCCUUGAAUUAUCUCCAAAAGGAAGAUCUCCAAAAAGAUAUGACAGCAAACUCCUAUAAUUUGGAAUCUAUUGCAGGGGGACUCCAGGAAGAACUGGCAUCUCAAGAAGAAAGUAGUGAUGAAAGAGCCACAGCUCUUGAUGUGAAUGUUCUUUGCAAAGGUAGUAUUGUUGGUGAUCUCACAUUGGCUCUUGAAAGUGUGCAAGUUGAAAUGAAGAAGCAAGAGUCACAACUUUGUGGGAUCAUUAUGGCCUUGGAGAGUAAAUUGCAAGAACAGCAUGGAAUUCAUGAAUGUAUAGAAUCUGAGAGGAAUUCUGUUCUUCAAACUGAAUUAAAGGAUCUCCAGACUAUGAGGGAUUCUUUGGAGGAGAAAGUCCAGAUCAGAGAUGAGGAGAUUCAAGCACUGUUGAACAAGAUAAAUUUAAUCCAAGUUGGAAAGCACAACAAGGAGAUGGAUAGUCUCAUUCUGGAAGGGAAGAUGGUACAGCUUCAAGACUCCCAAAACUUAGAUCAAGAGUGGAAGCAGUCCACGGAGAGAAUAGCAGUUCUUGAGUCCCAGUUGCUAGAAAUCCAAAUGCAGAAAGACCUCCUACAGAAGGAAUCCAAUAUGCUAAAUUCUGAAUUGCAAGAGGCCAAAUAUGUUCUGGGAGUUUUUGAGCAAGAGAGGAAGAGACAAGAGGAACUGGUUAAAACCAUUGAGUUCUUAGAAGAAGAAUUGGACACAUGCAGAGAAUCCCUUACAGCUCAAAGCCAGGAGAUGAUGGCUUUGGAAGAAAGGGAGCAACAUCUCAGGGAAAAAGUAGUAGAGUUAGAAAAGGAAAAUAAUCAGCAGUCAGAAGAUCAUAAUGAUAUCUUGAGAGCUCUUCAGCAGAAAGUGGAUGAACUGCAGUCUUCUAAAGACUUCUUGGAGGAGCAUAUAACAAUAAAAGACAAGGAACUACAGGAACUACAGAAUUACCUAGAGCUCCUGAAACAGGAACAAGAAGGGAGAGAAGUAAAGUUUCUCUCCAAGAUGAAAGAGCUUCAAGAGACCCAGGAGGAAUUAGAGAAGCUACACCAGGAGAAGCUCUCAGAGCUUGAAAUGCAUCUAGUUGAAGUGGAAGAAUCAAAGAUAAUUCUGGAGGGCCAAACCAAGGAGAAAGAGACACAAAUACAGGAACUGAGAAGUCAUCUUGAAGAUCUUCAGGAGGUCAGCAGGGAAAGAGAUGAGAUGGCAGUUGCAAUGAAAGACCUAGUAAACAAACUACAGGCUCUAUUGGAGGAACACUUGGCAUGUGGCCAGGAGAAACUAGUGCUGCAGGAGGAAGAACAACAGCUCCAUGUGAAAAUUGCUGAAUUGGAAGGCAAGCUCAUGCAGGUUCAGCAAGAAGGAUUUCUUCCCACAGAUGAAGCUCUACCAGAGAGUCAAGAGAAGCAAGAACUGGUGGCCACCAUUGAGCUGUUGCAAGGAAAAUUGAAGGAACAUGAAGAAACCCACAAUGCUCAAAGCCAGGAGAUGAUGACUUUGGAAGAAAGGGAGCAACAUCUCAAGGAAAAAAUAGUGGAGUUAGAAAAGAAAAAUAAUCAGCAGUCAGAAGAUCACAAUGACAUCUUGAGAGCUCUUCAGCAGAAAGUGGAUGAACUGCAGUCUUCUAAAGACUUCUUGGAGGAGCAUAUAACAAUAAAAGACAAGGAACUGCAGGAACUCCAGAAUGACCUGGAGCUCCUGAAGCUGAAACAAGAAGGGAGAGAAGUAGAGUUUCUCUCCAAGAUGAAAGAGCUUGAGAUGCAUCUUGCUGAAGUGGAAGAAUCAAAGAUAAUUCUGGAGGGCCAAACCAAGGAGAAAGAGACACAAAUACAGGAACUGAGAAGUCAUCUUGAAGAUCUUCAGGAGGUCAGCAGAGAAAGAGAUGAGAUGGCAGUUGCAAUGAAAGACCUAGAAAACAAACUACAGGCUCUAGUGGAGGAACACUUGACAUAUGGCCAGGAGAAACAAGUGCUGCAGAAGGAAGAACAACAGCUCCAUGUGAAAAUUGCUGAAUUGGAAGGCAAGCUCAUGCAGGUUCAGCAAGAAGGAUUUCUUCCCACAGAUGAAGCUCUACCAGAGAGUCAGGAGAAGCAAGAAAUGGUGGCCACCAUUGAGCUGUUGCAAGGAAAAUUGAAAGAACUUGAGGAAACCCACAAUGCUCAAAGCCAGGAGAUGAUGACUUUGGAAGAAAGGGAGCAACAUCUCAAAGAAAAAAUAGUGGAGUUAGAAAAGAAAAAUAAUCAGCAGUCAGAAGAUCACAAUGACAUCUUGAGAGCUCUUCAGCAGAAAGUGGAUGAACUGCAGUCUUCUAAAGAUUUCUUGGAGGAGCAUAUAACAAUAAAAGACAAGGAACUGCAGGAACUCCAGAAUCACCUAGAGCUCCUGAAGCAGGAACAAGAAGGGAGAGAAGUAGAUUUCCUCUUCAAGAUAAAGGAGCUGCAAGAGACCCAGGAGGGGUUAGAGAAGCUACACCAGGAGAAGCUCUCAGAGCUUGAAAUGCAUCUAGUUGAAGUGGAAGAAUCAAAGAUAAUUCUGGAGGGCCAAACCAAAGAGAAAGAGACACAAAUACAGGAACUGAGAAGUUAUCUUAAAGAUCUUCAGGAGGUCAGCAGGGAAAGAGAUGAGAUGGCAGUUGCAAUGAAAGACCUAGAAAACAAACUACAGGCUCUAGUGGAGGAACACUUAGCAUGUGGCCAGGAGAAACAAGUGCUGCAGGAGGAAGAACAACAGCUCCAUGUGAAAAUUGCUGAAUUGGAAGGCAAGCUCUUGCAGGUCCAGCAAGACUGUGAUGAGUACAAGGUUAGCAUGCAGCAUGUUCAAGUUCAAUUUGAUGAGUUUCACACCUGUAGGAAAGAGCUAGAAGCAGACAUUGAGAAAAAAGAAAGUGUGAUACAAGACUUGGAGAAAGACCUCCAAGCUGUGCAAGUUUUACAGAAGAGUGAAGAGUGUCUCAUUUCAACUGUAACAUCCCUUGAGUCUGAAAAUGCACAGCUUCUUGUUGCCAUUGAUCUCCAUCAGAAAAAAAAGGAAGAAUAUGAAGACAAGAUAGUCCAUCUUGAAAAUGAGUUGAAGAAGAUGAUAGAGGAAAGGGAGGAAAAUGAACAGAAGUUUGCCCUGAUUGUAGUUGAGAUGGUGGAGGUGAAGAAAGUAUGGAAUAGUUGUGAAGAGGAGAUUAUCCAUCUUAAAAAAGAGCUAGUAGAGGUGAAAACUUGCAAGGAGCAGUUGGAGGAAGGAAUCAGGAUCCAAGAUGUUCACAGCCUUGAACUUAAGGCCAAGUUUGAAGCAUUGAGUGAGAAACAGAGAAUUGAGAAUGAAGAGCGCAAAACAAAAAUUGAGGAAUUGCUUGAAAACCUAGAGAAACUUAAAGAAGCAUGUCAUUUUCAUGAACAGAGGGCCAUUGCACUUGACCUGCUACUGACUGACCUUAAAGUUCAAAACAGCCAAUUGGAGGAGAAGGUUUCUUCAUUUGAAACUUUGACCUCAGAGCUUUGUGAAAUAGAGACAUUCCUGGUGGAUCUGUGGAACAAGUCAACUAUUCAAGUUCCCAGGAUGAAGAUGCAAUUCCAAGAAGAAAGGCCUGUAGUUGAUCUCUCCAUUCCCCUACGUGAUAGGGUGGCAACUUGGAAACUGGCUAUUCAGUCUCAGGUGGAUGGCAUGCAGAAAGCAUUGACAGAGUACCAAGAUAAGAUUGAGUUUUCAAGGAGGCAACGUGGUGAGGUGGUACAGAAGAAUGAUGCUCUUGACAAGCGACUACGACAUGCUAUCAAAAAGUAUGAUGAAUUACAACUGAAAUAUGAGACUCUGCAGAAGGGCACACAACCAACUCAGGAAGUCCAAGAUACCUUUUCCAUAUGCAAGUGGUGUGAAGAGCUGUUGGCUGAGCUGUGGACACUAGCCAUCAUCCCAAACAGUGAAUUCCGCUACUUUCAGAAAUCAGAACUUCAGGCAGCUGAUGGGAAUUCCCCUGUUGAGAAAAGACUGAAGCAAUUGGGAGAUCAAGUCAAGGAUCAGAUGCGACGUCUGGUGAGGGCAUUCAACAAGAUUGAUAGAGCAAGUCUGGAAGCAGACAAGCGAGAACAGACUUAUGAAGCUGAAAUAUUGAAGCUGAAUGAGCUUUACUCUGAUCUCAAGUCUGAAUCUCAGAAGUGGCAAGUUGAGAUGAGAAAGAAGGAUAGGAGGAUCAAUGAAUUGGUUCAACGGCUGACUGUGCUCACAGAGGGCCCUGAAAAAGAGAAUGAGUGUAUUCAAGUGAUGAUAGUGAUAGAAGAUCUCCUAAAGGACAUGUGGGCAUGUGUGAACCAGCUGAAGCAAGACUAUGAGAGCCAGAGGCUGAAGCUACUGGAAAACUAUCAAAAAUUGGAAAAUGAGGAGAGGACCAAACGUUCUCUUGAGGCUGAGAGGAAAAAGAUGUCAAAGGAGUGUGCUAGGCUCAAGCAAGCAUUGCAAGAAUUUGGGAAACAGGAGUUGGACAGCAGUAUAGUUCAAGGCAGAGAUGAAACUAUCAGGCUUGGUCCAACUUGCUUCCCUUUGGAGCAAGAGAAAGCAACUGUUCUUCAGAAACAGGUGGAGAGCUUGCAAAACGAACUUCAUCGUCUGAAUGAGCGCAUUAGGGAGAAGAAGCACUUAUUGGGUGAUCAGCCUCCAAUUCAAGCAGAGAUUGCCAAGGAGGCAUUUCCUCAAAAUGGGGCGAUCCAGGUACCUGUGAUGCAAUCCCUCAAAUCAACCCUUGGGAACGAUCAUCAAGCUCAGUAAACUCCCUCAGGUGCUGCCAGUCUUCUCUUCCCUCCAACUUCUUCACUUGAAACCAAGGAACACGUGUCCUCAACUUCUUCCCAAC
Messenger RNA from Darwinula stevensoni, 7864 nucleotides. The record is from the annotation of a GenBank genome assembly. NCBI's taxonomy places the organism in Eukaryota, Metazoa, Arthropoda, Ostracoda, Podocopida, Darwinulidae.